Ahaetulla prasina is the source of this 1502-nucleotide messenger RNA. Its product is annotated as DDB1- and CUL4-associated factor 5-like. The transcript is spliced from 2 exons. The record is from RefSeq and is a predicted model, not a curated record. Bases 1050 to 1487 code for a protein of 145 amino acids. NCBI's taxonomy places the organism in Eukaryota, Metazoa, Chordata, Lepidosauria, Squamata, Colubridae. Gene Ontology annotation, cellular component: cytoplasm; Cul4-RING E3 ubiquitin ligase complex. Gene Ontology annotation, biological process: negative regulation of fatty acid biosynthetic process. Gene Ontology annotation, molecular function: protein binding.
UCGCCCUCCAAAAGACUUUAAAGGGCUUAAAUUUGUAUAUCUAUCAAUUAGAAUAAAGCUGUAAGGGACCUUGGAGGUCUUCUAUGUAAUAAUAGCAACACAAUUGUAUCUUCCUCCAGGUUUUGUAUAGCAAUAACCCAAGUGUAUCCUCUUUAUACCUGUGUAGCAGGUCACACUAUAAAUGUGUUUGUGUGUGUUUUCUGUUUCUACAAAGAAAUUAUUUUCUGCCCAGAUAAAAGUUUAAUACAUGAAGCAGCUCAGUAGUGAAAACAAGAAGAAGAAUCAAAUAGUGUUGAUUCAUGUUUUUAUUGAGAAUAGUGCAAGGCUACUGGAUUUGAGCUUUUUUUUAUUCUGCUCUGACCCUCAGCCACAGUGCAUUUUAAUAUGAAGAACUUUAUGACAUAAACAUCUUAGAAGUUUCCAGAUACUGUAUUCAUGCAGCCUUUGGUGCAAAACUAGAUUUUUUUUCCAGUUAAACUGAAUGUGAUAAAUAUGAUAAGUACCAAAACAAAAAGUAGUAUAUAAACUUAGCAAACAAAUUAUCUUAUUCCUAAAGAUUUACUUUUUCUGUCUAAAAUCUUACAUUUUAAGAUUUUAAAAUGUUAUUAUAUUUAAGGCAAAAAUCUUAAAUUUACUUCUUUGGGAGAGAGAUAACACUGAUUAUCUUUGAAGAAACAUGCAUGGAAGUGAUCUUUUAGAUCCAAACGUUAUUCAUUUUUUACUAGAAAGAAACCCAGGUUAAAUCAGUGCUUAUUUUAAGCCGAUUAUGCACUGCAGCCAGAAUCCCCAACCCCAGCUUUGCAGUCAGUAGAAUAAAUUAGUUAAAAUCACCCUCCUCUCUUUGAUUUCAUGGGGAUUUCUAUGCUGUUAGAUUUGCCUGAAAUAAAGUUGUAAAAUAUAUACCAUUCAGCUGAAAUUUGUUCCAAAUAUUUUUACUAAAGUAAACCUUACUCAAAUCUCUUAUUAGACAGGAUAUCUAGCUAUAGUAUCCAAAUUAUGAUGUUGUUACAAAACAGUACAUUCAGACACUCUGCCAUCCUUGAACACCAAUGCUAAUGAUAGAGAAGACUGUAGCGACAGCUGACUUGUGGCAGCUCAUUUUAAUUCAUUUUUGUUUCCUGUUUCCUAGUUCCUUGCUCCGGUAUGGUGGGAACCUGUCACUUCAGAGUGCCAUGAGUGUGAGAUUUAACAGCAAUGGAACGCAGCUGCUUGCUCUCAGGCGUCGGUUGCCACCAGUCCUUUAUGACAUCCAUUCCCGUCUGCCUGUCUUCCAGUUUGACAACCAGGGUUAUUUUAACUCUUGUACCAUGAAAAGCUGCUGUUUUGCAGGAGAUCGUGAUCAGUACAUUCUCUCGGGGUCUGAUGACUUCAAUUUAUACAUGUGGAGAAUUCCUCCUGAUCCUGAAGCUGGUGAGUGUAUGGAAUCUACUGAACUUAUUCUCAAUAAAAAUUGUUGUAUUUUGGAAUUAUGUAACAUGGAAGAUUGAUAAGGAAAUUAUCCA